This is a messenger RNA of Nanorana parkeri, 2511 nucleotides long. It is a transcript of the gene ATOSB, whose product is annotated as family with sequence similarity 214 member B. The transcript is spliced from 9 exons. NCBI's taxonomy places the organism in Eukaryota, Metazoa, Chordata, Amphibia, Anura, Dicroglossidae. Bases 387 to 2495 code for a protein of 702 amino acids. The record is from RefSeq and is a predicted model, not a curated record.
CAGGAGCAGCAGAGUGAGUGUGCAGAGGGCAGCUAAGGGGGCGCAGGCUGAUCACCCCAACAUCCAGCUGUGACAUCACCCUCCAGGCGCCCCCCAUUCCCUGGAGGAGCCCCCGGGACCCCCCCAAUCACCAGCCUGUGACACACAGGAACUGUAAACCCAGCAGAGCUUCCUCUGUGCACAGCCCCCUCCCCAAACUGCACCCAGCCCCCCUCCUCCUCCUCCUGACACUCUGCUGCCCUCCCUGGAAAAGUUUGGGUCACCUUGGACCACAGCAGCGCUGCUUCUGAUUGGAGGGUUCCUCUCCGGUAUGGUGUGGAGCGAAGCUCUGAGCCUGCGUCUGGUUCGCAGUUGUAGGUGCCAGUAUGAGCAGACUCACCAGCUAGAUGUGCCAGGGAAGGAGCGUCCUAGGUGCCAAAGAAGGGGCAUCGUACUGCCACAGGCAGCGCACAAACGUACAGGGAUGCAGAUCACUCUGGAGUCCGUUGGGUUUGUGUAAGCCGCUCCAGAGAGGCUGUCCACUAGCCCCAUCCAUAAGUUUCAAGCUGCCCUGGAGCUUGUCCAUUUCUUCUGCUAGUCCCAGUAUUUGGAGGCUCACCUGUGUUGGAUCCAUGAGGCACAUCCAGAUGGACACACCACCCAAGGAGGAGGCAGGAGGACAGAACGGGCAGCCUGCCCCUGUGGACGCGUCGUUUGCAGGCCAGGCUGGAGUUCUGAAUGCUGCUCAGGACUGUAGGGUUCUUGUUGAAUACCCAGAAACGGAGCACAAACUCCAGAAAGUCUAUCAUGUAUCUAUAACAUCUGACAUGCCGGGGCCUAAAGCCAUUUGCCGUCAAGCUUUGAAGAGAGGUCCUCCGGACCAGCUUCCGGAGCCUGCAAGGAGCCCAAGGAGAACCAUGUGGGGGCAGUCCAGAAGUGACUGUCCACCUGGACACGGUCAGUCGGAUGGGGACUAUCCAAGCAGCUCACUUGUUGACGAUGAAGAGGGUGAGGACAUAUUUGAGGAUGGCUUGCUUUCAGAAGAGAUGCCAAUGUGCAGUUCCGCUCAGCAUUUCUCCCAUAGUGGACUGCGAGUCAUUGAACACAAAGCAGAGCUUUUUCCUUCCAAGGAUUCUCCUAAUAGGAAAGUGGCCUCUCCACUCUUCCAUAAGGUCGAUUGUAGAAGGACUGAAUCCCUCUCUUCUCCGCCCUGCACCACUUUGCACAGAAGCAGUCUGAAAGAGAGACAGCUGGGGAACUCUGACGGACUGUCAACUGCCUUUGAAUCCAACGGGAGUAGUCCCUCGACUGACCCAAGGACUGCAGAGGCAUCUACCAGCAACCAGCACAUACUUGACCUUGAUUUGCACAACAUUGCACAUACAGAGAAAAUGGUGGAUAAGUUAGAGGAGGACAGCCCUGGUGGCAGUCGUAGCUGUGCCAAUGGUAACUUAGUUGCUGGAGAAGCAUCUAAGGAGUCUUCUACAGUGAGUGUAGAAGAUGGAAAGAUGCCCUCUGACGGUGAAGACCUGAGCUGCUUAGAGAGGACUCCUCCUGGGGCCUUCCGCCUGGGCAGCCAUGGAGGCAGCAGCAUUGCAGUGAAGAGAAAACUACUUCCGUCCACCGAGACUGGCGACUCCUGUUCUGAUGAUGAAGGACCUGGGAAGAGAUGGAAGGGAGCUGAGACCUGCCAGGCCCUUCAUGGAUCUUGCCGAAGCACCGACUCCAAGGGAGCUCCUUUCUGGAACCAUCUUUUGCCAUCAUCGCGCAAUGCUCAGAAGAGCCCGUCAGACUGCACCAGCCGAAGGUUGAAGAGAGGACUCCGCCUGAAAUCGAGAACUCUGCGUAGCUUGAGGAAAGGGCCGGGCCGAGGCAGUACGGGCAACUGGGCAACGUCGUGCGUCAGCCGAUCCCUACUCGGUAACUUCGAGGAGUCCAUUCUGAGAGGCCGGUUUCCCCCGUCUGGUCAGAUUGAAGGGUUUACGGCGGAGAUCGGUGCCAGCGGCUCAUACUGCCCCCAGCACGUCACCUUGCCGGUUGAGGUUACCUAUUUCCACAUAUCCGAGCACAGCGCCCCCUCGCCUUUCCUGGGAGUGAUUGACCUGGACGGUGUCGGCAGGAAGGGGUACAACGUCCCCAGCACAGGAACUAUACAAGUGACCUUAUUUAACCCGAACAAGACGGUGGUGAAGAUGUUUCUCGUCACGUACGAUUUCAAGGACAUGCCAGCGAACCACGUCACCUUCCUGCGCCAUCGCAUCUUCUUAGUGCCUGUGCAGGAGAACGAGGAACAGGAGGGCGCCAGGGGCGGAGCUGCUACGGAGAAAGCCAAGAGGAUCCUCUGCUACCUCAUGCACCUGAGGUUUCAGCGGUCGAAAUCCGGGAAGAUUUACCUCAACGAAGACAUUCGCUUACUCUUCUCCCGCAAAUCCAUCGAGGUGGACACUGGCAUCCCCUACGAACUCAAAUCCUUCACGGAAGCCCCCAAAAAUCCCAAAUACUCCCCGCGGAUUUGAGGAACGGAGCAGUAGG